This is a messenger RNA of Alexandromys fortis (reed vole), 5643 nucleotides long. It is a transcript of the gene Tpm3, whose product is annotated as tropomyosin 3. Gene Ontology annotation, biological process: muscle contraction; actin filament organization. Gene Ontology annotation, molecular function: actin filament binding. Bases 59 to 916 code for a protein of 285 amino acids. The record is from RefSeq and is a predicted model, not a curated record. Gene Ontology annotation, cellular component: actin filament. NCBI's taxonomy places the organism in Eukaryota, Metazoa, Chordata, Mammalia, Rodentia, Cricetidae. The transcript is spliced from 9 exons.
UGGCAGCCUCUUCAUCCUUCAGUGCUCACAGGUGAGCCUACAACAGCCACAGCUCAGGAUGGAGGCCAUCAAGAAGAAGAUGCAGAUGCUCAAGUUAGACAAGGAGAAUGUUCUGGACCGGGCUGAGCAAGCUGAAGCUGAGCAGAAGCAAGCAGAAGAAAGAAGCAAACAGCUAGAGGAUGAAUUAGCAACUAUGCAGAAGAAGCUGAAAGGAACAGAAGAUGAACUGGACAAGUAUUCUGAAGCUUUAAAAGAUGCCCAGGAGAAGCUGGAGCUAGCAGAGAAGAAGGCGGCUGAUGCUGAAGCCGAGGUGGCCUCCUUGAACCGUAGGAUCCAGCUGGUUGAAGAGGAGCUGGACCGUGCUCAGGAGCGCCUUGCCACUGCUCUGCAGAAGCUAGAGGAAGCAGAAAAGGCUGCUGAUGAGAGCGAGAGAGGUAUGAAGGUGAUUGAAAACCGAGCUCUAAAAGAUGAAGAGAAGAUGGAACUUCAGGAGAUCCAGCUAAAGGAAGCAAAGCAGCACAUUGCCGAAGAGGCAGACAGGAAGUAUGAAGAGGUGGCUCGUAAGUUGGUGAUUAUUGAAGGAGAUUUGGAACGCACAGAGGAACGGGCUGAGCUGGCAGAGUCCCGUUGCCGAGAGAUGGAUGAGCAGAUCGGGCUGAUGGACCAGAACCUGGAGUGUCUGAGUGCUGCUGAGGAAAAGUACUCUCAGAAAGAAGAAAAGUAUGAAGAGGAGAUAAAGAUUCUUACUGACAAACUCAAGGAGGCAGAGACCCGUGCCGAGUUUGCUGAAAGAUCGGUAGCCAAACUGGAAAAGACCAUUGAUGACUUGGAAGACGAGCUCUAUGCCCAGAAACUGAAGUACAAGGCCAUUAGCGACGAGCUGGACCACGCCCUCAAUGACAUGACCUCUAUAUAAAUGUCACCGUUUCUGCUCUGCUCUGGAUCUGCCCACUUUCCUUGGGGAACCCAACACCCCACUUGCUCUGGAUUCCAUUUGGGUCAGCCUGGCUGGUUCCCAAAGCCUUAGGGCUGGGGGUGGGGGGACAAAGCAAUUUUCAUAUUUGCUUUCACCCCCAUCCCAAAUUAAAAUGAGCUGCCAGAAGCCUCAUGCCCUCCUGCACUUGUUAUUGCCAGAGCUGUUGAGGAGCCCUGCGGGUGUGGUGGAAGGGCAUUCUGAUGAUGUAUAAUCAAAGCUACAUUUGUGCGUGUGUUUCUUCCUGACACUUAAACUUGCUGACUGGAGUCUUGUCAGUGGUGAACUGGUAAAGGCUCCUCGUGGCAGGAAGUCUAAUGUUACUCCUUAUGGCCAUCUCACACCUUUGACUUCCGAGUUCUUGAACAGUCAAUCUGGAGUAUUUUCACCUCUUUAGGCCCCUUUCCCAUGUAGUAUGGUCAGCAGACCAAUGAAUUAUUUCCUAAUAUGCCACCCUUUCGCUAAAGAUUCAGACAUUACGUCCUCAGAGCACAUGUGUGUUCUGUGUGAUCCAUUCUUACAUUUAAACAUGGAACAUGCCGGGUUGAGUUCUCAGUAGAUGACCUUUCGUCUUUAAGCCUCCCUCACUUAUUUGAGCUGCUACCAUUUGUUCAGCUUUGUCUUCUAAUGGGAGAUUACCAGGACACACAUAGACGAUUGGAAAAAUGAAGACAGUCACGUCCACAUGGGGAUAAUGACUUACUAUUAAAUUUCUACUAGAGAAAUUCUGGGUAUUUGAUGUAGAAUUGAAUGUCAGCACUUCAGAGUUCGUUCUAUACAGCAGAUACAUUUGACAUUAUAGAUAAAUGUUGCAUAGUAUUUCAGUUUCUUAUCAAAGCAGGAUUAGAAACUUAUUUUUCUUAGAACACUCGCUCAGUGUGCAUGAAGCUGAGCUUGAACCCUAGUACUACAAAGAAAGAGGGGAGGGAAGAAAGAGAAAGGAAAGAUAGCGCCAGGUGGAGAAGUGUUCCCUAGUCUAAGUCUCUAGCAAAGCACACCCCAUUACCUGUACUGUCUUCCUGCCACAUGGCCUUGGAGAGUGAGGUACAGGUUGGCUUAGUCAAGCAGGCACUGACGUUGUCUAGCUGCCCUGUUCCGGUGGCGAAUAACUCCGGACGGGGAACUCUCGGCACCCUCUAAGGGGAGAGGACAAGCCCAAAGUCGAGCUGCAGAUAGGAGAGUUUGGGAGCUAAAUGGGAGGGGCACUGACUGAUUCCAUGAUUGCUGCCAAAUUGGAAUUUUUGAGAUAGUUUUGCACUAGCCCAGGCUGUCCUAGAAUAGUAUGUGCCCAAGCUGCUCUUGGGCUCCUGGCGGUCCUGCCUCUGCCCUUCCAAGACCUGCACCACCACUGUGCCAGAUUUAGAUGAGAUUUGUUCAUGUUGUCUGGUGAUAAAGAAUUCUGAACACAGCCUUUACCUCUGAACUACCAGCCUCAAGACUGAUUUAUAAUGAGCAGAAACAAGCUUCAACACACACACACACAGAGCUAGGGAAAGACAAAGCAGCUGCAAAGGGAGAUUUGGGAGGCAGAUUUGCUAAAAGUGCUGCUGGGAAGCUUUGUGGUUGGACAGGAGAUGGAAAUGCCAUGGUGGUGUGUGAAUAUGUGUACACCUCUCUCCUUAGAAGAGUUCAUCUAAAAGCUAGGAGAAGAUUGAAUCUGGGCAAGCCUGUAAUCCCAACACACCAGAGGGAAGCAGAUCUCUUUGAGUUCAAGGCCAGCCUGAAUGAGUUUCUGGACAGCCAGUACUACACAGAGAAAUCCUAUCUCUGAAAAAAAAAAAAAAAAAGACCAAAUCUGUUAAAAUGGGUUGGAGAGAUGGCUCUUCCAGAGAACUGGGUUCACUCCCCAGCACCCGUGUGGCAGUAACACAGACGUACCUGCAGGCAAAACACCAAUGUACACACAGAUAAAUAAAUAAAGGAAGCUUCAAGGCCACAUCAAACUAUGUAACAAGACCCUGAAUCAAAAUCCACAAGGCGGGGUGUGCUGUUCUGUACCUUUAAUCCUAGCAUUGGAUCUCUGGUGAGACUCUGUCUUGAAAAACAAAAACUAACUUUUCCAAUUAAAAAUUAGUCUAUUUGUGUUUAUAUAUGUGUGUGAGUAUAUUGGAGUGAGAACACAUUAGCAGAAUGUGCCGGCCCCAAGUUGCAGACAUUUGCAUAUCAGUUUCUGUGGUCACUGUCACGUUCUCUUCAAAAUCACUCUUGGAGCAUGUGUUCUUUAAAGUCCACGCAGGCAUGCCAUGAGGGCACACACCAUUAGCCGUGGAUAUGCCGUGCUUUAGGAAGUAAUAGGUGAGGCUGCAGUGACUGGGGUGACUGGGACUUGUGCUCCAGUGGUAAUGGGAGGAAGCUGACACUGAAGCUGCCUUCUUAUUCAUCUGCUAGCAUCUCGACAGUCCUCGGAUGCUGGGUUCCAGGCAUGUGCAGCCCUGCUGGUGAGAUGGACACUUCAGGGCCUCACAGCUGAGUGUGUGGAAGUAAAGUUCAGUUACUGAGUUUGGUACCAAAAACCUGAUGGUGUUGAAGGCAUAAGGAGGUGACAUCCUGGUUCAGGGGUGACCCGGAAAUGUGCGCAGGUGCAAACAAGAUUCCCGAAGCUGGAAGGAGAGGAUAGGAGAGAUUUUGGAAUCUAGAGGGAUUACAGCUUAAGUAAUACACCUCACAACCAUAAAGAACAUGUACAGGUGCCAGUCAGAGCGCGCACCUUUUAAAUCCCCCGCACUCAGGCAGAGGCAGGAGGAUCUCCGUGAGUUUGAGGACAGCCUGGGCUCCAUAGAGAGACCCUGUCUCACACACACACAAAAAACAGAACAACAGAAUCAACAACUGCAGGUGUGAAAAGGAAUAAUUAAAGAGAGGCUUGGCCAGUCUGUAGAGCGAGGUCCAGGACUGCCAGAAACCCCCACAUGGAGGUGUGGGGAAGCUUAGCUGGCAGGAAGCCAAGUGAACUUGUUUGUACUGUGGGAGGAAGGAGAGUGGCUCAGGGCUGGUGGCUUUUGACCUUCAGCAGACAGACCUAGAAGCACAGUAACCCUGCUGCUUUAGGAAUUUGAGGGUCUGUUUUGAGCCUUAAGGUCAAGGGCAAGGAGAUAACACAUUCAAGAGACAGGAGAGAAUGUUUAGAAUUUGGGCACUGAUUAUAGUGUGAUAGUCACUUGCUUCUUUGACUCUUAAACAUGUCUUGUGGAAAGGCUAGGAGUCCAGUUUUAGUAUUUGUAACUGAAUAAAAUUCAUUUCCAUUUAAGUCAUUGCAGUGACGGGAUAACUAUUGCUCAGCGGUUACAGACAUUUAGUAUCAGGCUGAGAAUGUAGUAAGACCUUGUUUCAGAAUAAGUUAAAAGCAGGCUGGGGCUUAUUUAGUGUACCACUAAAUAAUAGAUUGUUUGCCUAGUGUGUCUGCAGGAUCCUAGAAUCAACCCCAAGCACCAUUUAAAGAGCAGAAGAGUGAGCUAGGGAACUGUUCUUUGCUUCCUGUGGGCUCCUGCCUCACCCCAUUGGUGGGUUCUUUACAAGAAAAGUGAAGCCAUCUUCAGGAAGUGUGAGCCACUGCAGGGCCGUGCUGGGUUGUUUCCUUUCUUUCGAAGUCUCCUGUCACAGCUCUCAUCCAGGUUCUUGCUGGGGCCAAGGAAGAAAGGACUUGGCCCCUCAGGCAGUGGGCAGUUGGUUUACUCCUCCCUUGUUGCCACAAACAUGCUCGGGCUUCUGUCACCUAGCGGUGGAUGUCACGUCAUUCCUCCUCAGGAAUAGCCACACUGCAGCUCCCUGGGAUAAAUCACAUGCACUAUAUGAGUGGGUGCUGCGGGCAUAUGCAGAUACGGAGGUCAGAGGACGACUGGUAGGCACUGCCGCUCUUUCCCAAGCCAGGCGUGGGACUCAAUCUAGAAUGGGAAAUAUCCGUAGUAAACCAGCUUGAGAGGUGAGAGCUUUUGGGUUGGAGGGCUUGCUACUUGUCAGGCGUGUCUCAGACACCAACACCAAGCCUCGUGGAGCCUACUGACCACUCCUGUCUGUCACGUAAGGGUAAUUGUCCACAGGAAGAUUCUGCACGUUAGCAUAUUGCUGCCCUCUGACCUUCUGUCACUAUCACUCUGCAUAGCCAGGCAUAGAGGCACACAUCUAUAAUUAAAGAUAUACAUGUAUUAUUUAAAAUUCACAUUAAUUAAAAGUAAUUGGAAGGCAGAGGGAGGAGGGGCCCACAAGUUUGAAGCCAGUCUGAAAUACAGUCUCUCAGCAAAACAGAGCCUUUGAAACAUACCUGUACACAUUCCCACGUUUCCUGGGAGGGAGGAGGGACGGUGCAGCUUUCUAAGACCCUCUGCUUUGGCUGAGCACUUCGUCCACACAGUCAGUCCCAGCAAGAGAGCAAGGCCUGUUUCUAAACUAAGACCUUGUCUCACAUCGAAACAGGAAGUUGAACUUAAAAUUUGGAACUUCUGAGCCAGGCAUGGUGGCACACACCUUUAAUCCCAGCACUCAGGAGGCAGAGGCAGGCAGAUCUGAGUUUGAGGCCAUCCUGGUCUACAUGGUGAGUUCCAGAACAUCCAGGGCUGCAAAAAUAAAUAAAUAAAAUAACCUGAACUGCAGAGACUGAUAGAAGGGUGGCCCAAGAAUAAUUGAGCUUUCGCAUUGCCAAACUCUUGUUACCUGUGUUUAAGAUGCAUCUAUAG